AUGCCCAACGAUGAUGCCGCACCGUCGGAGGCCCCACACACCCCGGGGGCACCACCGCAGGGCAAGCCCGGGGGCUUCGGCAAAGCGGCCGGGGCGCCGCCCGGGACCGCUGGCGGCGGCGGCGGCGGCGACGGUGGCGGCUCCGGAGGGUCGGGCGUGGGCGCCGUCUCGGGCAAGAAGUCUCCACGGCUGCCCAAGUGCGCGCGGUGCCGCAACCACGGCUACGCGUCGCCGCUCAAGGGCCACAAGCGUUUCUGCAUGUGGCGGGACUGCCAGUGUAAGAAAUGCAACCUGAUCGCAGAGAGACAACGCGUGAUGGCCGCGCAGGUGGCCCUGAGACGGCAACAGGCCCAGGAAGAGGAAUUGGGGAUCAGUCACCCCAUCCCGCUGCCCAGCUCAGCUGAGCUGAUCGUCAAGAGAGAGAACAGCGGCAGCAACCCGUGCCUGAUGCCUGAGAGCAGCAGCUCCUCGCAGCCGCCACCGGCCAGCACCCCGACCACGGCAGCUUCAGAGGGACGGAUGGUCAUCCAGGAUAUUCCUGCUGUCACCAGCAGAGGGCACGUGGAGAACACCCCUGAGCUCGUGUCUGACCCCACCUACUACAGCAGCUUCUACCAGCCGUCUCUGUUUCCGUACUACAACAAUCUCUACAACUACCCGCAGUACUCCAUGGCCUUGGCUGCUGACUCCUCUGCUGGGGACGUGGGAAAUCCCCUUGGGGGCUCCCCUGUGAAGAACAGCCUCCGGAGCCUCCCAGCGCCUUAUAUGCCUGGCCAGGCCGGAAACCAGUGGCAGAUGAAAAACCCGGAGAACCGCCACGCAAUGAGUUCCCAGUACAGGAUGCAUUCUUACUACCCGCCUCCUUCCUACCUGGGCCAGAGCAUGUCCCAGAUCUUCACUUUUGAGGACAGCCCGUCUUACUCUGAAGCCAAAGCGAGCGUAUUCUCGACACCCAGCAGUCAAGAUUCCGGCUUGAUUUCCCUCUCCAGCAGCUCUCCCAUUAGUAGUGAGAGCACAAAGGGAGUGCUCGAAUGCGAGUCUGCCUCGGAGCCCAGCAACUUCGCGGUCACUCCCAUUAUCGAGGAAGAUGAGUAA
This is a messenger RNA of Rangifer tarandus platyrhynchus (Svalbard reindeer), 1095 nucleotides long. The record is from the annotation of a GenBank genome assembly. Lineage: Eukaryota; Metazoa; Chordata; Mammalia; Artiodactyla; Cervidae.